This is a messenger RNA of Sorex fumeus (smoky shrew), 546 nucleotides long. It is a transcript of the gene FAM167A, whose product is annotated as family with sequence similarity 167 member A. The transcript is spliced from 2 exons. NCBI's taxonomy places the organism in Eukaryota, Metazoa, Chordata, Mammalia, Eulipotyphla, Soricidae. Bases 4 to 546 code for a protein of 180 amino acids. The record is from RefSeq and is a predicted model, not a curated record.
AGGAUGUCCGUGUCCCACGACCGGGUUGAGGAAAUGGACGGUGAAGAGUCGGGAGUGGCCAGGGCAGCCCUGCCCGCGGACGACCACCUGCAGAGCCUGAAGGCACUCACGGAGAAACUGAGGCUGGAGACGCGAAGGCCCUCCUACCUGGAGUGGCAGGCCCGGGGGAUCCAGGGCACCCCCCUGAGCGGCAGCAGUCCUCGCCCGCCCCAUGCCCUGGGCCCCAGCAGGCUGCCCGGCUUCCAGAGCGUGGACGAAGCCCUGGGCUGGCUUCGGAAGGAACUGGCCGAGAUGCGGCUGCAGGACCAGCAGCUGGCGCGGCAGCUCAUGCGUCUGCGCGGCGACAUCCACCAGCUGAAGGUGGAGCAGGCGUGCGACCUGCACCGGCGGAUGCUGAACGAUGCGGCCCUGGAGCUGGAGGAGCGGGAUGAGCUGUCGGACCUGUGCGACUGCCCGCCGGCCCCCCACUUCAGCCUGUCCGCCCCGCUCAAGCUCAUCGGUGUCACCAAGAUGAACCUCAACUCCCGGAGGUUCUCUCUGUGCUGA